ACUUGGAGCUCCAUUUACGAACGUUCAGGAGUGUUAAUUUAGAUCUUUAGCCUCCAUGCUGACGAAUGUAAGCCUUAUGCUCUUAGACGUUAAUUUCACAGCAAUAAUUACAUAAUAAGGUUUGAUACAGGCUUAGUCGCCAAUGUUGCCAGCAAGAUGGAUUGGUUCCGAUUAAUCUUGCUUCAGAGAAAGUUGUUCCGGUGCCUUAAAAAGUGUUGGAAAGUUGAGGUUUUGUGUCCAAAGCACUCAAGAGUACGCAAGACGUACAGAAAAGUGCUGUACUUCCAGCACGUUGGCCAGCACGUUGCCAGAGCCACCGUGCAGAAUAAUAUACAAGCGAAUGGGCCAUUCUUCCUAGCUUCCUAUGUUCCCAUCUCUUCCAGGCUAAGAGGAACAACCCAUAUUGUUCUCCUUCCGAAGUCUUCGCACGCCUCCACUCCAAUACACAUUAUUGAGGAACGGACAAUUCGGAAAGAUUCCAUGCUUACCCGACAUGCGUCUUUUGAUUCUAGAAUUUUAUUGUUGUACAUGAACCGAGUCAAGACUAGGGCGGAUACAUAUUGACAUCCUUACUCUGUGAGCCAAGGCAGUGGAGACUAGUAGGUCCUCCACGACUGUGUAGCGAAUUAGCUUAGCAUUCUUACAGAAUGUGUAAGUGGGAUACGGUCAGCACACUUUGUAUGUGCAGUCGAUGAGGGGUCCUUUUCCCUUGACGAUGUGGAAAAUCCCCUACCAGAGUGCCCCAAGGAAAAAUUUUGAUGUCCCAACAAUUCUAGGCCC
Molecule: messenger RNA, 780 nt
Organism: Suhomyces tanzawaensis NRRL Y-17324
Lineage: Eukaryota; Fungi; Ascomycota; Pichiomycetes; Serinales; Debaryomycetaceae
Exons: 1
Coding region: 157-564 (135 amino acids)
Source: RefSeq, a predicted model, not a curated record